AGCUCCAAACACCUCUAUCCCCUCUCCCUCCAGAAGCCUUUGUCCCGCUCCCAUAUGGAUAUGGCACCAAACACAAAAUAUCUCCAAAACACAACUUCCUUGGGACACAGUUCACUCAUCACUCUUCUACUCUGCUGUAUGGCCAUCACCACUGGCAUAUGUUCAUCACCAAACCAACCUCCAACUCUCCCCACACUUUCACUCUCAAACAUCUCACCACUCAAAACCCACUUGCCUUUUCCCUCCUCCAAAUUUGGCGCCAACUUAGUCUCCAACGAUGCAUUGGUCAAUGGAGCUGCCGCGGAGGCAGUGGCGCUGGCACACGCUGUGGCAGAGGUGGCCAGAGAUGCCGCGGCCGUGAGGGAAGGGAUUAGUGAGGUUUGGAGUUGCAAUGAGAGUGGGAAUGAGAGUGGUGGUGGAUUGAUGGCGAGGAGGAAGAAGAGGAGGAGAAGGAGGAAAGGGUUGGAGUGUUUUGAUGAUGAGGAGAGGAAGAGGGAGAUUGAAGAUGAGAGGGUUUCAUUUGGGGUUGUGAGAUAUGGUUAUCUGAGCCCAAGAGAGGAGGCAGAGUGCUGUCAGAGUCUCAAGGAGGGAGCAACACUAGAAUCUGAAAGAACAAGAGUCACAGAAGCUCAAGAGCAUGAGCCAACUUCGAAACAGCUGGCAAAUGUGAUGAGGGUGAAGAUGAGAAGUAUAGAUAAGGUUAUCCGUAACAGAAGAGAGUCACAAGAAAGGAUCAUCAAGAGCUAUCGAGGACUUGUUGUUUCUGUUGCCAGCAGUUAUCAAGGGAAAGGAUUAAGCUUGGAGGACCUCAUUCAGGAAGGGAGCAUUGGACUUCUUCGAGGGGUAGAGAAGUUUGAUCCUGAGAGAGGAUUUAAAUUAUCAACAUAUGUGUAUUGGUGGAUUAGACAAGCUAUCAUCAGAGCCAUAGAAAAGAAGUCUAGAAUAAUCAGAUUACCAGGACACAUUUGUGGAGUGAUGGCAAAAAUCACAAAAGCUAAAAAUUCCUUCAACCAAAGAUUUCACCGGCUGCCUAGUCACGAAGAAAUUGCUGAAAUGGUAAAUAUUCAAGCCUCAACUGUAAGACUUGUUUGUGAGAGGAGCAGACUCCCUCUUUCAUUGGAUCGAGUGGUGACUGAUCAAGGUUGCAUGGCACUCCAGGAUAUCCUAAGAGGGCCGGAUGAGAUGAUGCCAGAAACGAUGCUUAGAAAACAGCUAAUGAAGCAAGAGGUGGAGAAGCUUCUAAAGACGUUGAGUGAUAGAGAAGCAAAUGUAUUGAGAUUACACUUUGGACUAAAUGGAGAGACCCCUCAGUCCUUUGAGGAGAUAGGAAGAUUGUUAGAACUUUCAAGGGAGAGGGUUCGACAGAUCAACGGCAUUGCAUUAUCAAAAUUAAAGCAGACAAGUACUUUGGACAAUCUAAAAUUGUAUAUUGUAUAGUUUUGUAUUAUUUGAUGAACAGAAUAAGAAGAUAGAGAAAUGUAAAUAGUCAAAACCCCAAAAAAAAAAAAAAAAGGUGUAUACUUCUUUACUGCAUCAGUGAUCCAGGACUUUGCUAGAAACUAAGAGGUUCUAUUCCUAUGUUCAAUGAUAGGUGGGGCUUCCAUUAAGAUGAGGCCGGGAAACUUGCCAAUAAUCUGCGAAGUCAAAAUGAAUCCUUGCUUUAAUCCUCCCAACUUGUUCUUUCACUAAAACAGGGGAACGAGUUCUGGUUUUGUCAUGUAGGUUUCUUUUGAAUUUUGGAUCCCCUCCAUGAAAUGUUUGUCAGUUGUCCCAGUCCAUUGAAGAUAUACUCGGUUCAGUGAUAGCAAUACUAUUGCUUCUUGAAUUGUAAAUCAAAUACAAUUGUCAUAUGUCAAUGAGUGUUUAAUGGGUAUCUUGAGUGGAAUAUCUUCUUAAAAUGGAUCAAUUCCUUAGACAACUUGAAGUAAAUCCACAGUUGAACUUCACAAUGUGAUUAAGUUGAAGAAGACAUCCGUGCAACAUGGUUAGCUAAGCUGUAAGCAAACAGUUUGACUGAGACGCAUGACGAUUAACUUGAAAAGGUCUACCUCGGAGGCCAGUUGAGGCUGAUCAAAGGUAAUGGGUGCUCAACAUGGUGAAUAAUAGGAGAGCUAGACCAGUGAUGAAACUCUAGUAAAGUAUCAAAAUGACCGUGGAGGGUGGACUGCCUUUUCUCAUUUCACUUCCAGUAAUGUCAAUGUGUAGUUUCUCAUUUCACCCUUCACCAUCCAUC
Rosa rugosa (rugosa rose) is the source of this 2233-nucleotide messenger RNA. Its product is annotated as RNA polymerase sigma factor sigD, chloroplastic. The transcript has 5 exons. The record is from RefSeq and is a predicted model, not a curated record. NCBI's taxonomy places the organism in Eukaryota, Viridiplantae, Streptophyta, Magnoliopsida, Rosales, Rosaceae. The coding region runs from base 55 to 1437 and encodes 460 amino acids. Gene Ontology annotation, molecular function: DNA-binding transcription factor activity. Gene Ontology annotation, biological process: DNA-templated transcription initiation; regulation of DNA-templated transcription.